Felis catus (domestic cat) is the source of this 5876-nucleotide messenger RNA. It is a transcript of the gene TRHDE, whose product is annotated as thyrotropin releasing hormone degrading enzyme. Lineage: Eukaryota; Metazoa; Chordata; Mammalia; Carnivora; Felidae. Gene Ontology annotation, cellular component: cytoplasm. The record is from RefSeq and is a predicted model, not a curated record. The transcript is spliced from 19 exons. The coding region runs from base 16 to 3225 and encodes 1069 amino acids. Gene Ontology annotation, biological process: peptide catabolic process; proteolysis. Gene Ontology annotation, molecular function: zinc ion binding; metalloaminopeptidase activity; peptide binding.
GGAGGAGGCAGUGUGAUGGCCCUGGACGGCGAGCGGGGGGAGCAAGAGGAGGAGAAGAAAAAGAAGAAGAAGAAAAAGAAGAGGAAGAAGAAGAAGGAGGAGGAGGAGGAGGAGGAGGGGGCUGAGAAGAGCAGCUCACCCUUCGCUGCCACGAUGGGGGAGAACGACGCCGCGCUCCGGGCCGGCGGCAGGGGGCUCUCGGACCCCUGGACGGACUCCGUGGGGGUGCGACCCCGCACCACCGAGCGCCACAUCACGGUGCACAAGAGGCUCGUGCUGGCCUUCGCCGUGUCCAUCGUGGCGCUGCUCGCGGUCACCAUGCUCGCGGUGCUGCUCAGUUUGCGCUUCGACGAGUGCGGAGCUAGCGCAGCGCCGGGCGCCGACGGCGGCCCCGCCGGCUUCCCCGCGCGCGGCGGCAACGCCAGCCUUCCGGGUUCGGCCCGGCGCAACCACCAUGCCGGCGGAGACUCCUCGCAGCCCGAGGUAGGCGGGGAGGCCACCCCUGGGACCCCGUCAGCCCAGCCGCCGUCGGAGGAGGAGCGGGAGCAGUGGCAGCCGUGGACGCAGCUGCGCCUGUCGGGCCACCUCAAGCCGCUGCACUACAAUCUGAUGCUCACCGCCUUCAUGGAGAAUUUCACCUUCUCCGGGGAGGUCAACGUGGAGAUCGCGUGCCGGAACGCCACCCGCUACGUCGUGCUGCACGCCUCCCGGGUGGCGGUCGAGAAGGUGCAGGUGGCCGAGGACCGGGUGGCGGGGGCUGUUCCGGUGGCCGGCUUUUUCCUCUACCCGCAAACCCAGGUCUUGGUGGUGGUGCUGAAUAGGACCUUGGACGCGCAGAGGAAUUACAACCUGAAGAUCAUCUACAACGCCCUGAUCGAGAACGAGCUCUUGGGCUUCUUCCGCAGCUCCUACGUGCUCCACGGGGAGAGAAGGUUCCUUGGUGUUACUCAGUUUUCGCCUACACAUGCCAGAAAGGCAUUUCCUUGUUUUGAUGAGCCAAUAUACAAGGCUACUUUCAAAAUUAGCAUCAAGCAUCAAGCAACCUAUUUAUCUUUAUCCAAUAUGCCAGUGGAAACUUCCGUGUUUGAGGAAGAUGGAUGGGUUACGGAUCACUUUUCACAGACCCCUCUCAUGUCUACAUAUUAUUUAGCCUGGGCAAUUUGCAACUUCACAUACAAAGAAACUACCACCAAGAGUGGGGUUGCAGUACGAUUAUAUGCAAGACCUGAUGCUAUCAGAAGAGGAUCUGGGGACUAUGCUCUCCAUAUAACAAAGAGAUUAAUAGAAUUUUAUGAAGACUACUUUAAAGUGCCCUACUCCUUGCCAAAACUAGAUCUUUUAGCUGUGCCUAAGCACCCGUACGCUGCUAUGGAGAACUGGGGACUAAGUAUUUUUGUGGAACAAAGAAUACUGCUGGAUCCCAGUGUUUCAUCUAUUUCUUAUUUACUGGAUGUCACCAUGGUCAUUGUUCAUGAGAUAUGUCACCAGUGGUUUGGUGACCUCGUGACUCCUGUGUGGUGGGAAGAUGUGUGGCUGAAGGAAGGUUUUGCUCACUACUUUGAAUUUGUUGGUACGGACUACCUCUACCCUGGCUGGAACAUGGAAAAACAGAGGUUUCUGACGGAUGUUCUGCAUGAAGUGAUGCUGCUUGACGGCUUGGCCAGUUCCCAUCCAGUAUCACAGGAAGUGCUACAGGCAACAGAUAUUGACAGGGUGUUUGACUGGAUCGCCUAUAAAAAGGGUGCUGCUCUAAUUAGAAUGCUGGCUAAUUUUAUGGGCCAUUCUGUAUUUCAGAGGGGUUUGCAAGAUUAUUUAACCAUUCAUAAGUAUGGCAAUGCAGCCAGAAAUGAUCUCUGGAAUACACUAUCAGAGGCUUUAAAAAGGAAUGGAAAAUAUGUAAAUAUACAAGAAGUAAUGGAUCAGUGGACACUCCAGAUGGGUUAUCCUGUUAUCACCAUCUUGGGAAAUACAACAGCAGAAAAUAGAAUAAUAAUUACCCAACAACAUUUUAUUUAUGACAUCCGUGCUAAAACUAAAGCGCUUGAACUUCAGAAUACCAGUUACUUGUGGCAGAUUCCAUUAACUAUUGUGGUAGGAAAUAGAAGCCAUGUGUCUUCAGAAGCAAUUAUUUGGGUGUCUAACAAAACAGAGCACCACAGAAUAACUUUGGACAAAGGAAGCUGGUUGCUGGGGAACAUCAAUCAAACUGGCUAUUUUAGAGUCAACUAUGAUUUAAGGAAUUGGAGAUUAUUAAUUGAUCAAUUAAUCAGGAACCAUGAGGUUCUCUCUGUCAGUAACAGAGCAGGUUUGAUCGACGAUGCCUUCAGCCUAGCCAGAGCUGGCUCUUUGCCUCAGCAUAUUCCCCUGGAGAUUAUCAGAUACCUGUCUGAGGAGAAGGAUUUUCUUCCUUGGCAUGCUGCCAGCCGAGCUCUUUAUCCUCUAGAUAAAUUACUGGACCGCAUGGAGAAAUACAAUGUCUUCAAUGAAUAUAUUUUAAAGCAAGUUGCAGCAACAUACAUCAAGCUUGGAUGGCCAAAAAACAAUUUUAAUGGAUCUCUUGUUCAAGCAUCCUACCAACAUGAAGAGCUACGUCGAGAAGUUAUAAUGCUGGCAUGCAGUUUUGGCAACAAGCACUGUCAUCAGCAGGCAUCAACACUUAUUUCAGAUUGGAUUUCCAGCAACAGGAACAGAAUACCACUAAAUGUUAGAGACAUCGUCUACUGUACGGGAGUCUCACUAUUAGAUGAGGAUGUCUGGGAAUUCAUCUGGAUGAAAUUCCACUCUACCACAGCAGUUUCUGAGAAGAAAAUAUUAUUGGAAGCCUUAACUUGCAGUGAUGAUAGGAACUUAUUAAAUAGGCUUCUGAAUCUAUCACUAAAUUCUGAGGUGGUGUUGGAUCAAGAUGCAAUUGAUGUGAUAAUUCAUGUCGCUCGAAAUCCACAUGGCCGAGACCUUGCCUGGAAGUUUUUUAGAGACAAAUGGAAGAUAUUAAAUACCAGGUAUGGGGAGGCAUUAUUUAUGAAUUCUAAACUCAUUAGUGGAGUUACAGAAUUUCUUAAUACUGAAAGUGAACUCAAAGAGCUGAAGAACUUCAUGAAGAAUUAUGAUGGAGUAGCUGCUGCCUCUUUCUUGAGAGCUGUGGAGACCGUUGAAGCCAAUGUGCGCUGGAAAAUGCUCUAUCAGGAUGAGCUCUUCCAGUGGUUGGGAAAAGCUCUGAGACACUAAUAGCUCUAUUAUAAACAAUUCAACUCAGAAUUUUGGGAGAAAACUGCUUUAUAUGGAAUGAGGAAAAUGUGCUAUGUUGAAAAUGGCCAGAUUUUCGGUGUUAACGUGUGGGAGGACUUUUUUUUUUAAUUUUUGGUUUUGGGGGAUUUUUUGUUUGUUUCAUUCAUUCUGUUUUGUUUCUCUACUGGGUGUUCUUCUCUAAAGAAACUCUUGCAAGUGAAACUAGCCAUGAUUGCUUCAGCUGUACAUUCCUUGCUGUACAGGACCAAAUAUGAUAGUGGUGCAUGUUGAUGUUACAGUCAGUUUGGAAAAACAUAUUCAGAAUAUUUUGUGCAUGGUUGUGUGGUCCUGCCUGUGUUCAGCAUGCUUAUUUAAAAUGUCCAAUGUUGUACGUGAAUAUCUGUUACAUCCAGGAUGGGCAUUAUACAAAAGCACAAAGAUUACCUAUGACAAUCAGUGUUGCGAUGAAAGAAAAACUAAAAAGGAAUUAUAUUCUUAGUCCUGGGCGAUGUGAGAGGUAAAACAGCCCUUGAAGUGAUCAGUGUCACUUAUUUCAGCACUUGGAUUGUCUUGCAAUGAUUCCUGUGUUACUAACUCAUUUUCUUCGAGUUAAAGCUGUGUAUACGUUUAAAAAGGCAUAUAGAUAGUGUAUGCAUAUGUAUAUGUACAUAGGGAAACCCUGUAUGUAUAUAGUAUGUUGCACACUGCACUUGUGCAAAGGAUCUCUUCAAAGAAACUUUAUCUCUUUUUAUAAACUUAUGCAAACUUUGAAAAAGCUUAAAGGAAUUUAUCUCAACGCUAUUCUUCAUGACAAUUUCCUGACUAAAUUUCUCAACUGUUAUAGAUUUUUUCAUCUACUUCCUGAACAGUGGUCUAUUCUACUACGUGAAAAUGAAUUCAAACAAAAUUUAUGUAUAAACACUCUUCUAAUUCUCUAAAGUGGCAGCCUCGUAUCCUAAAUAUGGAUUCUGUCAUCAUUUUGGUCAAACUUCCCAUUGCAUCAAACAAUUGUGCACACUUAAGAAUUCUCAGCGCUGAGAAGGUGUUUCUUUUCCAUCUUGUUUGUUUUUCCAUCUCAUGUUGGGUGGUCCAGAGGGUUGAAAAUUCUCUCUUGUGUGUUGGUCUUUGUGUCUGUGUCGAUCUAAUCCUCCAUUAAGUGACCGUACCUCAAGUACGUCUGAUACCAUUUAAUGACCUUUGAUGCCAGUUGUGCCGUCCGUUCCGAUGAAAGUUAACUUUACUUGAGCAAAGCUCUUCCUUUGGCAUUGACAGCUGUCUUCCGCCAGGGAAUUUUAAGUAGCCCUUCCCAUGGCUGUGUGUUAUGUAACACAAGUGCUUAUUUUUGCAUGGCAUUCUCACCCAGUAGGCCAGCUCUCCAAACGUUGCUUAGAUGCUCCAAAAUGAACAUAUUUUAAGUUUGCCGUUAUAAAAUACCAGCACAACUACUGGACCUAAGCUAAAAGUUUGUGGACCGCUUUCUAUUUUCCUGAGGUUCUCCACUCUUCCACGUCUCCUUGCAAAUUAUUGAGAAAGAUCGAUUCUAACCGUCACUGAACACUGGGAAAAAAAAAAUAGGUGUUUUAAAACCAGAGUCAUAGAUUUAUUUUGAGUUUAAUAAAAAGUAGCAAUUUCCUAAUCCAUUGAACAAGUAUCACCUAAAAUUGAAUUUUAUCUUUUUUGCAGUUAAUAUCUAUUACUCAUACCUAAAUUUUUCAGCACUUCAUUCAAUUAAAACGUGAAUUUUAAACACACUAUGUGGAUUUAGUGAGACAUAGUAAUACUUAGCAUUAAAUCUAAAAGUUGUCCCACCUAUCAGAAGUCAUGUAAUUUAACUAGUACUUACGCAUAUGUAAACUCCAUAAGAGACAAGUUCUGGACAUAACAACAAUAAAUAUCACACUGCCGUAAGGGUCCAAAACAUGUACUGUAUGAGCAUUGGAUUCAUGUAAUAGAGAUAAAUAGAUAAAAAAUUAGAGGUGGAUGUCUUAUUUUGUGUCAUGAAUUACUGAAAAUUCUUAGUUGUGACAUUCUUUUGAGCGAAAUCAUAUUUCCAGAUUUGAGUUAGAAAGGCUUUUAUAGUUCUUUUUCCUCCCCACUGUUAAUAAUCUCAAUCCUCUUUCAGUAUUUUAGUGGCCUUGAACAACUGGUUUAGCUACAAUGUCAAAUCCUAAAUGUGUAAAUUAUGUGCAAUGUUCAAUACCUCAUAGAAUGUUUGUUAAACGGUAUAAUAGUAUCAAUGGCAUUGAGAUGGGAUUUCUGUUCUACAUAUUUUUCAAUAAUUUGUCCUUUCCAAUGUUGAAGAUUAUAUCAGGCUUUAACGUUUUUUAGUUGUUUAAAUAAGUAAUAUUUUCAAAAUAAUAAAAUGACCAAUGAUAUCUCUUGGAAUAUUCUGUAAAAUGUAGUUAUAAAAUUCUAUUUUCUACAUAGAGUUUUUAUCUUUUUUCUCUUCUUUGUAUGCUUUACAAAUCCUAUAUAUGCAUGAAAUAACAAAUUGUUGAAAGUGUUCAGUACUUAGGCUUACCACAUUACUGUGCCAAUAUAUGUACCACAGCAAAAUUUGGUUCCAAUUAGACAGGGCUAAAUUAUUUACCAUACUGAAUAUUGAAUAUCACUAAGUAACUUGUAAAUAAAAACUUUUCCCCGUUUUUACA